Dermatophagoides farinae (American house dust mite) is the source of this 1025-nucleotide messenger RNA. The record is from RefSeq and is a predicted model, not a curated record. NCBI's taxonomy places the organism in Eukaryota, Metazoa, Arthropoda, Arachnida, Sarcoptiformes, Pyroglyphidae.
GUUUUAUUCAUUCAAAUUCAUUAGAAACAUCUGAGAAUCAAAACAAAAAAAUCACCAAUUCCCCAUUAUCAUCUACAUGUUGAGUAGAUAAUAAAAUAGUCAUCAGAUUAAAUAAAUGAUGAUGAUGAUGAUGAUGGCUAUUACGUCAUUAAAAUUGAUUAUAAUGAUCACAUUGUUGAUGAUAAUCAUCAACACCGGUAUUGGUCAUGGUCAACAACGAUCAUCAACAACAUCAACGACAAAAAAUUUCAAAUGUAAUCGUACAAAAUUUGAAGAUGAUUUUGAUCGUCUUAUGGUUGUUAGCCAUCCAAAGCGUACAUUUCCAGAGAAUCAAGAUGAAUUGAAAAAAUUUUGUCUUGAAUCAAAAGAAAUAUUCUUUUCAUUGAAUCAAUAUAAAGAUCGAUGUUCACAAGAAACAUUGAAGAAUUUUGUUUCAAUAAUUCUUUAUUCAGUACGUGGUAGCACUAAACGUGUAUGUACGAAACGUAAAUCACCACAAACAGUGGCAUUGAUCGAUGCAUCCAAUUGUAUUAAUCGUAAUAAACGUCUGAUUGGUCGUUGUAUGGAUCGUGCAAGUCUUAAUUAUGCUGCUAUUAAACUUGUGGAUAAUGUGAUGAAAAUGCCAAAUCUUUGUUGCCAAUUUGUUGAAAUUAUACAAUGUUUCACACAAGUAAUGACUAAAAAUGGCUGUGAAGAUAAACUGCCUGUACUAUUGGAAACCAUUACCGGUGUUGUUGGAAAUUUUCUUGAUUCAACAUGUGGUGAAUAUAAUCUAGAUACGGAUAAAUGUGAAAAACUUGCACCAUUACCAGUGAAAAAUCUUAAACCACAUUCAAAAAAUUUUGUUACAAAUCUAGUUGAUAUAUUCAAAACUGUUUGAUGAUGAUCCUAAUGACAUAAUUUUUUUUCUGAUUAAUUACUAAACGUGAUUAUCAUAUACAUUUUUAAAUCAUGAGAAGCAAUUUUGAUGAUUCUGGUUUUUUUCCUUGAUAAAUAUAAAUAUAUAAAUAAAUAAUUUAUGAUCA